AUGGCCCUCACACCACACCAAGUCCUCUCAAUCGUGCUAAUAAUCUACUACACUCCCUGGCUCGUCCCCACAUCCUUCCUCCUCCACCGACACGGCAUAGGCAGAGCAUGGGGCUGGCUGUACCUCUUCAUUUUCGCGGCCUUCCGAAUCGCCGGUGCAAGUCUCCAAUUUGCCUCAGACUUCAGUGAAAGCAAUGGAUUACGACGGGCCGCGUCAACGCUCGCGUCUAUCGGCGUCAUGACCCUUCUACUAGCCAUGUUGGAGGUUAUUGAGAAUGUGAAAUCAACCUUCGCCUCCGACCCUAUUCACUCUCGCAUCUGGACCCUCCUCCACCUUUCGCAAUAUGCCGCUUUCAUCCUCAGCAUCAUCUACACGUUUACCAGCCACAAAGACCUAAGUCAUGCCGCCGCGAUAAUUGUAGCAUGUCUAUUCGCUUGUCAAGUUGUGGUUUCCGUUGUCUUUUAUAUCCGGCUUCUCUCGGACCCAACCCGCGAUAACCACCAGCCUGGGAAUGAAGAUAAAUACCACGACAACGUCAAUGCGAACAAGAAGACGACCUUUAUACUUCUCUUCGCCCUAUUCAGCACACCAUUCCUAACAGUCCGGGUAAUUUACAUGCUCCUGUCAACAUUCGCAAACAAUGCAUCUUUCAAAGGGAGAGACCUAGAUGGUGAUGGAAACGCGGAUACACCCGCCAACGUGUAUGUUGUUGCAUUCAUGCAAUAUCUGAUGGAGUCCAUCGUCUUUGCGCUAUUUAUGUACGCGGGGGUUGUCAUGCCGUCAUUACGAAAGGCAAAAGAGAUAGAGAAGGAGAAGAAGAAUAAGCUGUUGAACUGCCAGGAAAGAAAUGAAAGGGUAUAG
Molecule: messenger RNA, 861 nt
Organism: Aspergillus ruber CBS 135680
Lineage: Eukaryota; Fungi; Ascomycota; Eurotiomycetes; Eurotiales; Aspergillaceae
Exons: 2
Coding region: 1-861 (286 amino acids)
Source: RefSeq, a predicted model, not a curated record